UUUCCUCAGAAGGCCUAGUUGUUCAGUCAUUGCAAAACAUUUAGUCAGCAGCACUUUAAAGAUGGAAUCUGCAUUAGGGGAACAGCGCCAUUGUCCGCCCCAGCAGCUUUCAUCUAGUUUUUGUUCUGUGGAUUUAUCAGAGGUGUGGUGCAUCGAGCAGUGUGAUUUUAAAAAAUGCAGUGUAUAUUCUGCUGUUCUAUCUUCAGGCAAUGAUGGCCAAGGGGGGAAAAACUGUGUUCGUUGUUUGCAGUAACUGCUUUGUUGUUGUAGCAUCCCAAACGGAUGUGGCAGUUUCACCAUGAAGGAUUCCAGCUUUAAGAUCAGGGGCCUCAUUUAACAACCGUGCGUAAAUGUUGUACUAAAUUCUGGCGUACAUGGCGAUUCUAUGAUUUGCGUGCGCAACAAAUUAUUGGGAUUUAUCAAACUGUCGCACGCAUCAUAUACUGUAUGAAUGUUUUCAAUGAAUAAUCCGACCAUAAUAUAUUUGUGGGCUCGUGAACGAGCGCUACAACCCCGCCUGGAAAACGCCCUCCAUUCACCAUUUUAAGGUCCCCCAUACAGGUGUCUGGCACGGUGGCAGCCCCUCUGCUCUCCUGAACAUGAACCACUAUGCCAAUAAGAAGAGUGCAGCAGAGAGCAUGCUGGACGUAGCCCUGCUCAUGGCCAACGCUUCCCAGCUGAAGGCUGUCCUGGAGCAGGGGCCAGACUUCUCCUUGUACACUCCCCUCAUCACUCUCAUCAGCAUCUCCCUCAGCCUGCAGGUCACUGUGGGGGUCCUCCUCAUCUUCAUCGUGCGGUGGAACCUGAAUGACCAGAGUAAACACUUCAGGCUGAAUGUAAUGGAGAACCUGGCCACAGGCCUCGUCUUCGUCAUCGUAGUAGUCAACGUCUUCAUCACUGCCUUUGGAGUACAGAAACCCAAUCAGAAAGCCUGACCAGGACACAGAAAUGCAUCACCACCCCCUUAGGUACACACACACACACACACACACACUCUCUCUCUUCUCCCCUCUCUCAAACUCAAACAGGAAUUGUUUGCACUUUCCCCCAAUAGUUUGUCCAUGACUCAGCAGCUGUCCUGUUCUCCGUAUCUCCUGACCUUCCUAAACGCCCAUGCUCCCCCAACCUGACCCAUAAAUACGCACUGUUCCAGGACUCGACAGAAACUUCCACUAGAAAACACCCCCCAACAAAACUCAACUACUGUCUUUUUACCAGUCCAGAACCCUUUUGUCCCGAUGAGAGAGAGGUUUGCUUUCAUAAACAACACUGUGUGUUUGUGUAGGAGACCAACAGGAAAACAGAGACAACAGCCAGGGAUCAUGUGACCUCCGUGUCUGCCUCCUGCCCUGUACUGUAGUUAUCUCCAGCAAGCAAGCACACACACUGCCUAUCUCUCGCUCACUCUCACACACAAAUACUCCAAGCCACAGCAUUGAGGAAGGCUGAGCACCGAAUGUAAAUUUUUUAUCACAUUUAUGAGGUGAAAGGAGGACGUCAUGGGUCUUGCUCAGACAGCCUGGGCCACUGUGCCUGACGGGUCUGAAGAGCACAUGUAUGGAAAAAGAGUCUGUGCCUCACUCUCAAAACAUAGAGAACACAUUCAGCUUGUGUCGUAGUCUCGUAGUAUGCUGCAUUUACUGCAUUUAAAUAGAACAAAUCGUUGCAGCAUUGAGCAGCAGUUGAUGUGAGUCUUGAUCAAUAAAAGAGCUAACAUUGCACUACAUCAAGGAUCUGCGAUAUCCCGGCUAGAUGUGCCACUGAUAAUCUCGUCUCAGACCAAGACACAUAGAAGAGCUGUGAGAAGAGUGCAUGGUUAUUUUGGCUGUGUGGUGACUCACUAUCAUCAGAUGCAGAUAGAGAAAGAACUGCUCAUUAAAGCUGAGGCCGUGA
Molecule: messenger RNA, 1893 nt
Organism: Oncorhynchus mykiss (rainbow trout)
Lineage: Eukaryota; Metazoa; Chordata; Actinopteri; Salmoniformes; Salmonidae
Source: RefSeq, a predicted model, not a curated record